AUGCCGAAGCGAACGCAGCGGCAGCCACUAGCGGCCAGUGCGCUGCGUAGCGCAGGUUUGAUGGACGAUACCGCUAUGCGGAUGGACGAAGAUGGCACGGGUCCUAACGCAGGCUUAUCGCGUGCACAGCGCCGUAAACUUGCACGCCAAGCGGCCGAUCCCGUGGGUCGGCGGCAAGCGCAGCGUGUCGGUAAAGGGGCCGUGAAUAUCAAUGCCGGCACACGCCCUGCUAAUAUGCGCAAGGGCAAGACGCUCGGCGCGCACUCGCUGACCAAGACGCCCGACGUGGCGCCGCAGACGAAUGUCGUAGCGACGCUGCGUCGAUUCCUAGAGUCACGUUGGAACGCGGAGGCGCACCUCCUUAACCUGGAUCAGAUGCAGCAGGAUCCCAUCCUCGCCGAGGCGAAUAUUCGGCCGCCUGGCGCACCUGGCGCGCAUCGUGAUCUCGGCACGGCGCUGUGGAAGCUCAGUGGCGAAAUGUUCCCGUCGCUGACGACGCUGUCACUGGCAGGAAACACACUAAGCUCGCUGCAGCCAUUAGCGACACUAGGGCAGUACGUCCCUAAACUCGCGAACCUCUCAUUGGAACGCAAUGAGCUACGAUGGGUGCGUGAUUUGGACCUGCUUGCUUCGAAAAAACAAGGCUUACCUGCCUUGCAAGAGUUGGUCCUGCUGGGCAACCCAAUGCAGCAGCAUGCUAUGGAGAGCGGGAAUGAAGACGGCUACCGACGCGACGUGCUCGCGAAGUUUUCCGACUUGCGCAUCCUGGAUAUGAAGCCGGUUACGGACAUUGAGCAUGGGUUCUCGCAGCUCUUCAAAGGCCGCAACGCCAAAAAAGCUGGGCCUGAAGCGGCUAAGGUGCCGCUUCGUCGUUUCCCGCUGCAAAUCAAGGCAGGGUUCAUUGACGGCGAUGCCUCUCAAGUCGUGCCAGAGUUCCUGUCAACGUUCUUUGCGACGUACGAUCAGGACCGCUCGCAGUUGGCGCCGGUCUACAGUGCCAAUGCACGUUUCUCGUACAGCAUCAAUUCCAGCCCACCACCGCGUGCUCGUGCUGAACGACUGGUGCAUACGCUACCGAACCAGAAAUCGCUGACGUUGGAUAAGUACAUGGAGCUGGGCUCCCGCAAUAUCUUGCGUACGCACAAUACCAAGGCGCUGCUGCGUAGCUUGCACCAUGGCAGUGACGCCAUUGUUGCAUUCCUCCAGCGCUUACCAAAAACGACGCAUCCACUGCAUGAUGCGUCGAAGUUUGUCGUUGAUGCGUGGCUUCUGCCGAACGUCGACGUGAAAGCACAGACGAGUGCCUCGGAGCGUCCGGACGCCUUGCUGUUCAUCAAUGUGCAUGGCGAGUUUACCGAGGCACCGUCACAGGGUGUGCGCUCGUUUGAUCGCGCAUUUGUCGUAGCUCCGGCGGCACCUACGUCGGAAGCCGUGCAGCGUGGGUGGCCCUGCGUGAUUGUGAGUGAUAUGCUGACACUCCGACAUUACUCGUUGGCCUCUGCGUUUGCGCCUGACUCACUGCCGACGGGCCAAGAAGGACCUACGAUGGCAGCACAGAGCGUGCCAGGCGCUGUACCGCCGGCAAUCGCUCCCGCGACGACCACAGCAGCGGAGCCGAUGCCCAUGCCGGGUCUGACGCCCGAGCAGCAUGCCCUCUCGCUCCAGCUCGCUGCACAGACCAAGCUUACGUACCCCUUUGCUGUGCAGUGCCUGAGCGAAAAUGGGUGGGAUAUGUCUCGCGCCAUGGCCGUAUUUACGUCGCUGCAGGCGGUGGGAAGCAUCCCUCGUGAAGCUUUUGUAUCAACAUAG
Malassezia pachydermatis is the source of this 1809-nucleotide messenger RNA. Its product is annotated as ntf2-like protein. Bases 1 to 1809 code for a protein of 602 amino acids. NCBI's taxonomy places the organism in Eukaryota, Fungi, Basidiomycota, Malasseziomycetes, Malasseziales, Malasseziaceae. Gene Ontology annotation, biological process: poly(A)+ mRNA export from nucleus. Gene Ontology annotation, cellular component: nucleus. The record is from RefSeq and is a predicted model, not a curated record. The transcript is spliced from 2 exons. Gene Ontology annotation, molecular function: RNA binding; protein binding.